UUUUCUCGUUUCAAAUUCUCAAUUAUUUUUCUCGAUCUGCGAACCCCUCCAAUGGAAGACGACGGUAACAAUAGUAUCGUGGCGAAGGAGAAGCUGGACCAGGUGGCCACCUGGGUUGGCUCCACCGUCUCCUCCGCCUUCUUCUCCUCCCUCGAGCGAUUCUCCUGCGUCAACGUCACCACCGACGACGACGACGAAGAAGAAGAAGGAGAAGCCGACUCCCAAGACGCGGUCAAGAACCCUCCUUUGACCGUAACGGACCAGUCUCAGUCUCAGACCCAGGCCCAGGCCCAAAACGACGUCGCCAAGCUCCCCGUUUGAACUGGUCUCGGUAUAUCUCGAUUUCUACCCUCCUAUUCAAUUCUCCCCUAUUGUAUACUAAAGAAGCUAAAUUCUGAAACCGUUUGUUAAUAUUCGAUUAGGGUUUGGAUUCUUGUUGUGUUUUUGUGAGAUGACUUGGUUUGUGAAUGGUGGAAUUGUGGAAAUUGACUUACUUAUUAUUUAUAUUGUGAAUGUGAAAUAAAAAAAAAUCGUUUUUUUCUUGAA
Molecule: messenger RNA, 546 nt
Organism: Humulus lupulus (European hop)
Lineage: Eukaryota; Viridiplantae; Streptophyta; Magnoliopsida; Rosales; Cannabaceae
Exons: 1
Coding region: 52-321 (89 amino acids)
Source: RefSeq, a predicted model, not a curated record